Punica granatum (pomegranate) is the source of this 1585-nucleotide messenger RNA. Lineage: Eukaryota; Viridiplantae; Streptophyta; Magnoliopsida; Myrtales; Lythraceae. The record is from RefSeq and is a predicted model, not a curated record.
UCAUUACAAAUGAUUAAAUCGCCAUCUCCAUAUUGCAUGAGAAUCAGAUUCUUUGAAAACGGCUUCCUCCUGAGGCAAGUUGUUUCGAGCACUUCUCUCUCUCUUUCUUUCUGAGCCCAAGUCCUCUCUAACAUGCAAAGAACCCGAACGACAAAGAGGAAAAGGAGGGGGAGAAGAACAGAGCUCUGAUUCGAGGUCAACAAUGGCGAAGAGAACUGCAGAGGAUAUCACCAAGGAGGCGGCUGUGGAGGAAGAGGCUCACCCUUAUGCUUUUCACGUGUCCGGACCCCGCAAUGUUCCUUCCCCCAACUGGCGAGACCUCAUCAGUUCUAGCUGGAAGGAUGAGAACUACAGGAGGACUGUAAUCGCCUGCUUCAUACAAGGGGUUUACCUGCUUGAGCUCGAUAGGCAAGAGAGCCGGUCCGAGGAGAAUGCGCUUGCCCCAAAAUGGUGGCUGCCCUUCAAGUACAAGCUCUCCCAGACCCUGAUCGAUGAACGGGAUGGGUCGAUAUUCGGUGCGAUCCUUGAGUGGGACCGUUCUGCUGCUAUGGCGGAUUUCAUACUCAUGCGGCCCUGCGGGGCUCCGAAAGCUGUCCUGGCCCUGAGAGGGACCUUGCUCAAGAGCCCCACGAUCCGCCGGGAUAUUGAGGACGACCUCCGGUUUUUGACCUGGGAGAGCCUAAAGGGUUCUGUCAGGUUCAAUCUUGCGCUCGAGGCAUUGAAAUUGGUUGCUGCUAGGUAUGGGAGCAGCAACGUGUGCAUAGCGGGGCAUUCGUUGGGAGCAGGUUUCGCUCUUCAGGUGGGCAAAGCACUGGCUAAAGAAGGAAUGUACGUGGACGCGCAUUUGUUUAACCCGCCUUCAGUUUCCCUCGCAAUGAGCCUCAGGAACAUUGGGGAAAAGGCCGGGUUUGUCUGGAAGAGGGUCAAGUCGAUGUUUCCUUCUGCCGCUCAAGAUCAGAGUGGCCGCAAUGCUGAAGCUGACACGACGAUGGGCUCGGUUCUAGGACUAAAGAACUGGAUGCCUAAUCUGUACAGGAAUAAGACAUCAAACAUUGGACUCCAGAAAUGGGUUCCGCACCUCUACGUGAACAACAGCGACUACAUCUGCUGCUACUACACUGAUCCUGCAGGGACGGAACCGAAUGUCACCGAGAAGGAGAACGUCAUUCCCACAAAUGAGCAAGUGGCUGCGAAGAUGUUUGUGAUGUCAAAGGGGAAGCAGAGGUUUCUCGAGGCUCAUGGGCUGGAGCAGUGGUGGUCCGACGAUUUGGAGCUUCAACUGGCUCUAAACAGCAGCAAGCUUAUCAGCAAGCAGCUCAAGUCCCUGUACAGCCUCCCUGGUUCUAGUCCAACCACAACACCGCAGGGGAAGCCCUGAUAUCGGGCUCGGUCUGGGUGUAGAAAUAACUCGUUUGCAAAUCACGAUCAUGAGCUUUCCUUGAAUGCACCUUGAUGGCAAUCUACGAAAUUGUCAUGUUGGCCUUUUCCAUCUAAUCUUAAUUAUUCCUUAACUAGUUCAACUUUCAUCUUCAUACAUCAUCAUACAAGCUGAUGCUUUGAGUCAAAAUAAGAUGUUCGUAUUACU